UAACGAGAGUGUCGUUUUAUGAAAGAUGGCCUCGUUUCAGACUCUCUCUCUCCGUGUUGUGUGCCAUGAACGAUGGGAUCAAGCGACGGUAAGCGGGCCAACACGAAGAUAUUGCUGACGUCACUCGCGGCCAUGGUGGCGGAGACGACGACGUUCCCGAUAGACCUAACGAAGACCAGGCUUCAGCUCCAUGGCGAGUCCUCGGCGGGGCGGACCAACGCUUUCCGGGUGGCCUCUGAGAUCGUGCGCGAGCAAGGCCCAGUGGGGCUCUACAAGGGCCUAUCCCCAGCUAUUCUCAGGCACCUCUUCUAUACGCCCAUCCGGAUCGUCGGCUACGAGCACCUCAGGAACGUCGUCUGCACUGAUGCUGGCUCCCUUUCGCUCUCCAGCAAGGCUCUCAUCGGCGGUUUCUCCGGAUUCAUCGCUCAGAUAGUGGCAAGCCCUGCUGAUCUUGUUAAAGUGAGGAUGCAAGCAGAUGGCCGGAUGGUGAGCCAAGGUCUCCAACCUAGAUACUCGGGGCCUUUUGAUGCUUUAAACAAGAUUGUGCGCAUGGAAGGCUUUGGAGGACUUUGGAAAGGAGUUUUCCCAAAUGUUCAAAGAGCAUUUUUGGUGAAUAUGGGGGAAUUAGCAUGCUAUGAUCAUGCAAAACGUUUUGUUAUUCAAAAUAAGAUAGCUCAAGAUAAUAUCUAUGCCCACACGUUGGCUUCUAUUAUGUCAGGUCUUUCGGCUACUGCUUUGAGUUGUCCAGCUGAUGUAGUAAAGACAAGAAUGAUGAACCAGGCAGCAGACAAGGAAGGGAAGAUUAAGUACAGCAGCUCUUAUGAUUGUCUGAUGAAGACUGUUAGAUUUGAAGGAUUAAGAGCACCAUGGAAGGGGUUCUUUCCGACAUGGGCUAGGCUUGGUCCAUGGCAAUUUGUUUUUUGGGUCUCUUAUGAGAAAUUCCGACAAAUUGCAGGGCUCUCUUCCUUCUGAUAAAUUAUUUGGCAACUUUUUACUGUUGCUACUAAUGGCAAUCUAUUUUUUCA
Messenger RNA from Corylus avellana, 1025 nucleotides. It is a transcript of the gene UCP3, whose product is annotated as Mitochondrial substrate carrier family protein. NCBI's taxonomy places the organism in Eukaryota, Viridiplantae, Streptophyta, Magnoliopsida, Fagales, Betulaceae. Gene Ontology annotation, biological process: transmembrane transport. The record is from RefSeq and is a predicted model, not a curated record.